Molecule: messenger RNA, 10525 nt
Organism: Prinia subflava (tawny-flanked prinia)
Lineage: Eukaryota; Metazoa; Chordata; Aves; Passeriformes; Cisticolidae
Gene: FER
Product: FER tyrosine kinase
Exons: 20
Coding region: 151-2745 (864 amino acids)
Biological process (GO): cell adhesion; peptidyl-tyrosine phosphorylation; chemotaxis
Molecular function (GO): ATP binding; non-membrane spanning protein tyrosine kinase activity
Source: RefSeq, a predicted model, not a curated record
ACUUCCCAGAAAAGAAAAAAAGUCUAUUUCAGUAGGUGAAGUAGCUGCUGACAUAGGAAAACCGUAAUAAAGGACACUUCUGAAGGAAAAAUUUUAAGAUGUGGUAAAGAGCCUGUGUUUUCCCCUGUCUGGUAUAUAGUGCCUUAAAAAAUGGGGUUUGGAGGUGACCUGAAGUAUUCUCAUGAUGCUUUAUUAAAACUGCAAGACUGGGAACUACGACUGCUGGAAACAGUGAAGAAGUUUAUGGUAAUGAGAGUAAAAAGUGAUAAAGAAUAUGCGUCCACAUUACAGAAUCUUUGUAACCAAGUAGAUAAAGAGAGCGCUUGUCAACUGGAUUAUAUCAGCAAUGUGUCCAAGUCUUGGUUGCUUGUGGUACAACAAACAGAACAACUGAGCAAAAUAAUGAAGACACAUGCAGAGGAUCUUAACUCUGGGCCCUUGCAUAGGCUUACAAUGAUGAUCAAAGAUAAGCAGCAAGUUAAGAAGAGUUUUGUAGGUGUUCAUCAACAAAUUGAAGCUGAGAUGUACAAGGUCACAAAGACAGAACUAGAGAAACUUAAAUCUAGCUACAGGCAACUAAUAAAAGAAGUAAAUUCUGCCAAAGAGAAGUAUAAAGAAGCUGUGGCUAAAGGAAAGGAGACAGAGAAAGCCAAAGAUCGGUGUGAAAAAGCCACUAUGAAACUUCAUAUGUUGCAUAACCAGUAUGUGUUGGCACUGAAAGGAGCACAGUUACAUCAGCACCAAUAUUAUGAUACUACACUUCCUCUGUUACUUGAUUCACUACAGAAGAUGCAAGAAGAAAUGAUUAAAGCCCUAAAAGGGAUCUUGGAUGAGUAUAGCGAGAUCACCAGUCUUGUAACAGAAGAGAUUGUGAAUGUCCAUAAAGACAUCCAGACCUCGGUGGAACAGAUUGACCCUAACUCUGAGUAUAACGACUUCAUAGAUACUCACAGGUCAUCAGAAGUUGUUGAGCAAGAAAUAGAAUUUGAUACGUCUUUACUAGAAGAAAAUGAAAACCUUCAAGCUAAUGAGAUCAUGUGGAAUAAUUUAACAGCAGAAAGUUUGCAAGUCAUGUUAAAAACAGUAAUAGAAGAGCUGAUGCAGACACAGCAAACGCUUUUGAGCAAAGAGAAACUUGUUUUGGAGCUAGAGAAAAAAAUAGAAGAGUCAUCUAAGACAUGCGAAAAGAAAUCUGAUAUUGUGCUCUUGCUGAGCCAAAAGCAAGCGCUUGAAGAACUUAAGCAAACAGUCCAGCAAUUAAGAUGCUCUGAGGCAAAAUUUGCAGCUCAGAAAGAGCUACUGGAACAAAAGGUUCAAGAGAAUGAUGGGAAAGAGCCACCACCUGUAGUGAAUUAUGAAGAAGAUGCCAGAUCAGUGACUUCCAUGCAGCAGCACAGCCUGAAUCUUGAGCAUGGUGUCCUGACAGAUGCUGACUUUCACCAGCAGCCAGUUCAUCAUACCAUUGGUUUUUUUCAUGGCAUUGGUUUUUUAAAUUAUGAGCUGCCAACGGAUGACAAGAAGGAUAAAGUCUCAAGAUUUGACACGAUACGUCAUUCCAUAGCUGGAAUUAUAAGGUCUCCAAAAUCCAUGUUGGGAUCAUCAUCAUUCUUUGAUGUAAUCUCAACCACUGAGAAACCAUUGGCUGAGCAAGACUGGUACCACGGUGCAAUUCCAAGAAUAGAAGCCCAGGAGCUCUUAAAACAGCAAGGAGACUUCUUGGUGCGAGAGAGCCACGGGAAACCCGGUGAAUAUGUCCUUUCUGUGUUUUCAGAUGGACAACGGAGACACUUUAUCAUACAAUACGCUGAUAGUCAAUAUCGUUUUGAAGGAACUGGGUUUCCAACUAUUCCUCAGCUCAUAGAACAUCAUUACACAACAAAGCAAGUUAUUACAAAGAAGUCGGGUGUUGUUCUGCUUAAUCCUGUUGUUAAGGAUAAGAAAUGGGUUCUCAAUCAUGAAGAUGUCACACUGGGGGAAUUACUGGGCAAAGGUAAUUUUGGUGAGGUGUAUAAAGGAACAUUAAAGGAUAAAACUCCUGUUGCUGUAAAAACUUGCAAAGAAGAUCUUCCUCAGGAACUGAAAAUAAAAUUUCUAUCAGAAGCCAGAAUACUCAAACAGUAUGAUCAUCCUAAUAUUGUAAAACUGAUAGGAGUUUGCACUCAACGACAGCCUAUAUAUAUUGUUAUGGAACUUGUUCCAGGAGGUGAUUUCCUAUCAUUCCUAAGAAAAAAGAAGGAUGAGCUGAAAACCAAACAGUUGGUGAAAUUUUCAUUAGAUGCUGCCUCUGGUAUGGCAUAUCUUGAAUCUAAAAAUUGUAUACAUAGAGACCUGGCUGCAAGGAACUGCCUGGUAGGUGAAAGCAACAUUUUGAAAAUAAGCGAUUUUGGGAUGUCUCGGCAGGAGGAUGAUGGCGUGUACUCAUCAUCAGGCCUAAAGCAGAUUCCAAUCAAGUGGACUGCUCCAGAGGCUCUAAACUAUGGGAGAUAUACAUCUGAGAGCGAUGUAUGGAGCUUUGGAAUCCUUUUAUGGGAGACCUUCAGUUUAGGAGUAUGCCCAUACCCUGGAAUGACCAACCAACAAGCACGAGAGCAAGUUGAGAAAGGCUACCGAAUGUCUGCACCACAAAAAUGUCCAGAAGAAAUAUAUAAAAUAAUGCAGAGAUGCUGGGACUACAAGCCAGAAAACCGGCCAAAAUUCAGUGAGAUUCAGAAAGAGCUGUCUUCAAUCAAAAAGAAAGUGACAUAGUGAUGAAGAAGUGCCAAACUCAAUGUCUGGGACUUUAUUUUCCAGUGAAGUAAUUGUUUCCCUCAAACACUAUGCAUUUAUACAGCAUUAUUUUCAAUAUUCUUCUAGGAUUACUUUGAAAUUAACUGGUGUAGCAUCUUGAAUGGUGUCUACACCUGUAUUAAAGAUACAUACUGCGAAAUGCUCUAUAUCCAGUCACAGUAGUACUGUAAUUUAGGUUACAUGUACAUAGGAAAGCACAUACUAUAAAUUUAAGGGACUGUGGCUUCUAUCUGUUUUACAACAAGUAACUGCUCGUGACAUUUUUCAGAGGUAUUCUACUUUAAGCUGUGCUCUCACUCUGCUAUCCCUGUCCUUUAUGUCAGCAUAUUAAUGUGAGGAUUGUCAUACAUGUUGGCCUUAAAACUGAAGACAGUUUUGACAAGUAUUUCAACUAGAAGUUGGGGUUUUUUUUAAUUCUUUCUGCAUCUGAUAUAUUUAGGUGAUGCUUUGUUUUAAACAUGAAACUGAGUUAGAUUCUGGAUGCAAACAUGCUUACUGAAUGGAAAAAUCGAGAUUUUUUUUUGGUAGUUGAUUUACUUGUGCAUUUAUUACCAUACAAGAGAAAUACUUCUGACUUUCUAUGGGAUCUACUUAAAUCACACCUUUUUUUUUUCUUUUAAUGCCAUCAGAAUUCAGUAAAUAUGUUUCUUUGAUGGUUACCUGUGUUUAUUGUAGAAAAAAAAGACCAAUAUUAAGUCUUGAGUGCACAUGCUAAGAAAUACUGCAAACUACCUGCCUUCCAAAAAUAUGUGAAAGUAGUAGGCCAAGAAAAAGAGGUUUAUUAAUGAUAGCAGCAGAUAACAAAUAUCAUUGACCUUAGAGUAGCUAAAGAAUAUGUUGCUAGAUUUGCUUCUGACCCUGAUUUUUUCCUUUAUAUUGAUAAAAAUUCUCAGAAUGCAGCUGAAGCAUGCAAAAGUUAAUUUUGAACAAAAAACGAUUUAAUGCAUAGUGUCCAAAGGAAAAUACUAUUUCUGUAUGGCAUGAGGCAUUUGUUGAAACCACCAAAAGGAAAGAAGUAUGUUUAAAGCCUCUGACAGGGAACAGCAGAGUAGAAAUACUAAUCUAUUUUUCUUACAUUAUUGCAAUCAAAUAUCAAAAGACUGGGGAUAAACAAGGUUUAAUUGCACCAAGAAUAUAAACCUUGUAUUGUAUAUAUAUAUAUAUACAUAUAAAUAUAUAUUAAAAAAAAAGUCAGAAAGAAUAAAAACUUACUAGAUAGGGAAGGGAGGAAGUGCACAAUUUGCUUAGACUCUGGGCCCUCUUUGCAGCUGGAAUUGUUUUCUAGGUCUCUGAAUAGAAAUAGGAACAAGUUACCGUAUCCCUGUCUGAGCUCCAGCAUUAAGGUGCUUAAAAUAUUUCUAGGAAUUUACUAAAAUGUUCAGAUCAAGGGAUACCAGUUGCUGCUAAUGCAAGUAAGAAACAGGGAUUGUAAGUAACACAGCAUCUGGAAUGUUAAUAAGCCUUAGUGUUACAGUGGGAUUGAGAUGUAGUGAAGUCAGUGGCUACAUUACAUUUUUACUUCUGUUAGGGUACUAUUUACAGUAGUGCUGAGUGGUGGUUUAAGGCUGUGUGUGACCAAAAUAUGUGUAUCUAGAAGAGUUUGUCUGUUACAUAGGAAUUAGUGUCCAGCUACAACAGUGAAUGGUUGUGUGGGAGCACGUUGCCCGCAUUUGAGGUAGUACUGUCAAUAUCCAGCUGUAAGGAAUGGUAAGUGCUUCUUGCAUUUUGUUAAGUGAUUUUUUUUCUUGGAGGUAAGGAAGCAUAUAUAUACACAUACCCAUGAAAGUGUAGUGCUUGGAAAACUUGGUGGCAUAAAUUAAAACUUCAUAGUAUGUGUACUGGAUAUAUUUACUUAGUUCUGUACUUCAAGUAGCUCAGAGAGAUUUUUCAAGAGCAAUAGGAAACAUUCUUGUUAGUUUGUAUGCUUCUAAGUAGUACACAGAGUCUGUGCCUUAAUUUGCUAGCAUGCUAAUUCAAGUGCAAGUGACUAAGAUUCAAGAAAUAUUUCACAAUCAUUUGGGAAAAUCUGAGAUUCAUCCAACUGCAUUUGCUUACAUAGGCAUCCCUGAAGUCUGCAAGAAAGGAUAACCGUGUCAGCAUUCAUAGCUUUUCUGGGGAGUCAAUAUUAAUUUGUUAGAGAGGUGGACUGUUUCUUUGCCAUAUGCCCUCUUGACAGCAAGAAAUACUGCUUUAUUCAGAUAAAAUACUGUUUUAUUUGUCAUAAAUUAACCAGUCACCAUCCUGACUCCCACAGAAAGAUAAAAACAGUACUAACAUUUUAUUCUGAAAUAGUUAACCUCCGUACAUAUAUAUCACACUUCUGUUUAAAUUUAAAGUCUUUUUAAAACAGGGGAUUUCUAUAGAAUUAGGAAAAUCUGUUCCUGUUACUGAAGCAGGCACCAGUUCAGUUCAAAACUAGUAAUACUUUGGCAGAAUACCAGAAUGGCUUUAUAGGUAUAGAAUAAAUUUCAACAUAGGUACAUGUCUUUCUAGUUACUUAAAUCGAAAUAUCAAAUAUUUCUGUAUCAUUAAUUUAACGGUUUGUGGCAGAAUUUGUUUGUCAUGUCUGACUUGCAAUUGUUGAAACUAUUAAAUUUAGGAAGGAACCCAUACCUAUAAACACUGUAGGCUUCUCACAGAAGCAUUCACAACCAAGCCUGCCAUGCCAUAAAAUUUAAAAGACAGACAUGGCACUAAAGAAGCAAAGCUGCAGUAUCUUCUCUCCAUGGCCUUUUGAUGACUUAAUCUUGUCAGGUUAAUCUUACCAGGUUAGCCAGAUCCUGGUUUUUUUGCUCAUGUACUGUGUUUAUCAUAGAGAGCUUAACAUAGAAGUUAAGCUUUGGUCUCUUUUGCAAGCAUGGAUUUCAGGUUAGGUUGUUACACUGGCACUGUCACAACCAGAGGAACCCUGAGGGAAUUCUGAAUUAUUUUACUCUGUUAAAUGUAGGAAACUCUGAAUACUGUUAUGCUCAGCUUGUAAUGUGAGAGGGAAUUCGACAGGUUAUCCUUACUUUGAUGUUAUCUUUAGGAAUUACAUUCAUUAUUUUAAGAAAAUAGCUUUGAUGGCAAAAAGUGCAUCCUGAGUUUGUUUUUAGUAGAAAAUAAGCACAUAUUAGCUUCCAAGUCCAGUCAUCAGUGAAAUGAUAAAGUUUUCUAAGCUCCUUUAUUUUAUGAAAAGUAAAAUACUGAAAAGUAUCUUGUCUGGAGACAAACCUUGCUUCAGGAGAAUGAUGUUGUAGAGUUAGCAUCCCACAAAGGCAUUAUCUUUGAAAGGUGCAUUUUCAUUAGUUUCUGUGAAAACCAGUGAACUAGCUUUUCAUUUAUCAACUACAGUUAUAUUGCAUUUCUUCUUAACAAAAACAUGCCUUUUUGCAGAGUUGCCCAGAACUAUUUUAGAAAUUAUUAUUGGGAAGUGCAUCACCAGAAGGCCAUCAGUGAAAACUGCAGCUGGUAAAGCCCAUUCUUACUGACAGGAAGGAGAAAAUUGGUUAAGGAAAUAUUAGGUUAUUCAUACUUAAGUAUUUUUUCAUUCAUGUCUUUGACCACCUGUUACGCAUAGUUAAAUCCUACAAGCACAACCUUAAAACUGAAUAUGAAGUUACCCGUUUGUUACCCAUACCUCUUUAUAGCUGUUUUGUUACCCUUUUUGCACCCAUUGUAAAGGUAAUAAAGAAAACAAAAAAGAAGGAAAAACCCCCACAUUUUUCUGAUGUUACAGUGUAACCAAGUCUCAGAAGCAUUUACAAAUGUCUCCCCUCCAGUUUUCCCAGAUGUGCUGCUGCACAAAUAUUAGCAGUGACUAAAUACUUGCCCCGUUUCCAGUAUUCCUGCUGCCAUAUCCUCUAAAUGUCAGUGCUACUCAGACCUGAGGGAGUGCAAUAUUUGAAGACCUAACCUAAGCUAGUGUGUAAAUAGUGUCAUCAAACAUGGUAUUCAGCAGUUCUGAAAAUAAUUGAUUGUCACAAAUAGUAACUCACUGUGAAGAUCAAAUAAAGAGAAAGAAGCUGAGAGAGUCCACUUUCUGUAACAGCUGUCCUGUUUGUAGGCACUAGGAAUAUUUCUUUGUGCCAGUGCACUUGGAUUUGUAACAUUUUUAUGGCUAAGCAUUAAAGGAAAAGUUACCAAUUUUUUUUCCCCUAAAGCACCAAAGGACUUCAGAUAUUGUUGGAAGCUUUCUUCCUAGGCAAGUCAGGGAAGAAUAGCCCUGCUACCAAUGAAGUUAUGUAUUUUUUUUCCUUCUUCGAAUGGUUUUCAUGGAGUCCUUCACUUCCAGUAAUAAAUAACCUCAGUUAGAAAUUAGAACAUGGCAAGUACAAGGCAAGUCCUGUAUUCCUGAAGUUCUAAACAACCAUGAGUUUUUAAGAGAUCUGGUCAAUUUGAAAUAUCAGCUCUGUUAAAAAUGUUUUCUUCCAGUUUCUUUCUGCAGAUUUACUGAAAACCAAAACAAACAGAAGAGCAGUCCUUAAUCUUCAGCAGCAACUUACUUGGAAAGUGAAUCAACCACUUCCAAGAGUAACUAUUCCCUGGGGUAGCUUCCCAUUAUAAACAAAUAAAGUUUAAAAGUGGAAAGCUCCAACUUGAAAUGGAAGAAUCAUUUAACUUGUCACAUUAUUAACAGUCAAGUAUUACUAACAUUUCUUUCCUCAAAGUCGUACUGAAUUGUGAUUUCCAGCUCCUACAUGCAUUGCAGAAUUGCCUAUUAGUGUUAUUAAUACCUAACUUUAGUUUGCUGAGACCUGCAAUUUCAAAUAAGGGAAGAUUCUCUCAUCAAAAAUUCCAGCAAGAUCUGCCUGGUAGCUCCAACAUUUUUACUUAUUUUCAUAAUCAGUUACCAGAGUCAUUGUGUUCAUUAUAAUAAGUACCACACAGAAUAGGAGCUGGAAACCUGUCUUUAAGCUUUCACAGUUUCAGCCCUGGAAUCCAACUUUAUUUUGCUUCUCUGUCAAAUAUGCAAAAGAAAUUUCCGUAUUUGAGCCUUACUAGUACUCUAUAAAGCAGAAAGGUUAAAAGAUGUAUUUACUGUUCUCUCCCAGGGAAUGCUACCUCUACCAAUAACCCUAAGUUACCAUUCUGUCCUCUUCUCUUUGAUAUAAAAUAUCAGCUGGAAUAUAUGUGCAGGUAUAGAACUUGGGUGUUAACUCAGUUCUUUCAUUUUCAGGUACUUAUAUAUUAUUGUCUGUUUCAGAGCACCAUUUUCUCAGGCAUCAUCUAGACAGGAAUUAAAUUAGAAUUUUCAGAGGGUUUAUAUGGGAGUGAGGGGUAUGAGAUAAAAGACUAAUUAGGUCACUAGCUACAAACGUUGUUUUGCUGGUGUUUAAGAUUGUAGCUGUGGGAGGGUAGUGUAUUUAGAGAUCUCAGAUCCAUAUGCCUUUUCCAAACAAACAACUGUUAGGUAUGCUUACAAAAAAAUGAAUAAAUAAAACCUUAAAAUCUAGUUGACCAAGCUCAUAAAUUGAAAACAUAGAGGAGCAAUGAACCAGAUUCUUUCUUCCUCUGUCUCCAGAGUGGAAAACCUUGUUAAAUACAAACUGAGUUAAUUGAUUUAUUGUUUAUAGAUAAAUACAGCCUCUGAACCAGUAUGGUAACCUGGGAUUCACACAAAGCACAGAACACUUGGAAAAAAUCCUUAAUUGCUCUGUUUGGAACUGUCAUCUAGUUUUAGAAACACAAAUGUUUAUAGAUAAGUACUUAUGUUUUGUGAAUACAGUAAGUGAGCCAGCCAUCUGAACUCUUCAUCAAUAUAAGGCAAUUAGGCUUUUUAAAAGAAAAAUCAGAUCAGUGAUUCCCUCUGCAUUAAAGAUGUUGAAAGUAUGAGCCAGAACUUUCUACUACUAAAAAAAAAUGCAGUGUAUUUUUUUCAGUCAGCUCAAUCUUUCUCAGCAUAUGAAGAAUUCCAUCAUUGUCACAUGCAAGCAAUAAUGCAAAAAUCUUGGAUUACUGGUAUAUAAACAAGUGACUCUGAGCUGUUUCUUAAUUCUCUAAGAAUCUCUCUGCUCUUUAUAGAGGGCUGCAGUAACCUUACACUUCCAGCUGAGCUCUGCUGCACUGUACUUCCAGCUGUACUGUACUCCCAGCUGAGCUCUGCUCUACUGUACUGAGUAUCUGCACUGUUGCAUCUCCCAGAUAUUUCCUAAAUCUGAAGGCCUCAUGUACCACAGAUGGCGCCCUUUCACUUACCAAAAGAACUUAUUCUGGUUGCAGAGACGUCCAAACACACUCCUGCUUUUGUUUAAUUCAGAAGUAGUGUGGUGAUGUUAUACUUUGAUGCCUAGGGUAAUGUGUUUGUAUGAAAAUAGAAGCAGCCAUGAAUCAAGGUGAAGCACAUUCAAAUCGCAUUUUAAGUGAAAUUGCAGACCCUAGCUAUAUCACAAAUUGUGCACAUCAUAAAAUAUAUCAGAGGAACAACAUUCUUGACUCUCUGGUUUACAAUACAGAACAUCUUGCUCCACACAGGAAGAAUUACAAAGCUAAACACGCUCCUUGACAUUUUGCUGUCAGGCCAAAUUGGAAUAGCAUCUUCAAAAUCAACUGCAAUGACUUAAUUCCACCUAAACCUUGUUGUGAACUUCCUCCUUCUUCACAAACCUUUUCAGAUAGCGUUAAUUUUCAUCAUUUUGCUUUCAGAAAUUUGAAUUUACUAUGUCGUACAACAUUUACUUAUAGUGAUAAUUAUACCUACCCCCUGUCCCCUCCCCACUAUGAAGUGCUGAGAACUGCAAUUCCAGAAGAUACGGAUUAUUGUUAUGUACAGGGAACUGAGCUUGCACUGGGUCUCUUGAAAUGUCUGUUUACAUGUCUGUUUCCAGGGUUAAUUGUACCAUUACCUGUAAAUCACAAGUUAAUUUGUUUUUCCACCAAGCUUCCCACUUAAUUUUCACUAAAAUGCUUAAAAACAUGUAAUAGGAAAAAGAAAAACAUUAUAUAGGUUCACCACACAGGACACAAAAGGCAGGCUACACUCCUCCUACAGAGGAGUGAAAGCCUACAUUAAACACCUGCCUUGUUCCUUCUGUUAAAGGACUUUCUGGGAUGAAACUGGGGCUGGGGUUGUUAGAAUGGCUGAUUUCAAAAUUGCACGUGUUGCUUUUCCUUUGUGUAACUGUUGGCAGCUGGAGACAGAGCAAGGGUGUUGGGGAAGGAGGGAAAUUUGCAUCACUGACGUGCUGUCACAAGCCAGACUUUUGUCACCAGUAGCCUUGAGUGGGCACAGAUGCCAUUUGUAGAUAUCUUUAGGUAUCUAUUCAAUUCUCAAUUUUGUGCCAAAAUAUGCACCAGCAAGUCUAAUAUCAGGUAAAGCAUCUUUAAUGCUCUUUGUUGUUUAAAAAUAAUGUAUUUGUGAAACAGUUCAGUAAUACGUAACACUGGAAAUGGGUGCUCCUUCCCUAAAGUACAUGUAAAAUAAAAAUAAAAGAAAAAAGAAACAACAUUUGUGAGUUUGUCUGGCUUUUAAUCAAGUCUGAAAAUGAUAACUAUGUUAUACAGUCGCCAUUUGUCGGUCCUUUAUAAUUUUAAAUGGAUCUGCAUUUUAACUUUAUUUAUUUGCCAAUUUUUUGUACACUUUAGAACUCAAGCUAACUUUAUUCUCCUAGGCUGUUCUAUAACAGAUUUUCUGUAUUUUUGUGAACCGCAGACAUUUUUUGAAUAGUCCUUUCUUCUCUCCUUUGGACCAGUUACCACUAAUGAGUCUGCAGUCCCCUUUUUACUGUACUCUUCAAUAAAUGUAAAAUAUUUGUAUCAA